AUGGCCGACCAACUCAAGCAAGCCGGCUCCAAAGCCCAACAGACCGCCUCCGAAGGCACCUCCAAAUGGGACGCCAUGAGCGAAGAGCAAAAGAAGAAGACCUUCGACGCCCUCCCCGAAGACCAGAAGAAAGGCAAGACCUACAUGGAGUGGCUCUCCGAGGGCUACCAGCACCAGAAGGAGAACUGGAUGCCGUGGAUCGAGGAUAUGUAUUUGAAGUGGUUCACGAAUGAUAACAAGACGAGUUAUGCGACGAAGAGCACCCUCGACAAAUCCAAAGUCACCGGCAUCGAACAAGUCGACACUCUGCAAGACGGCGUCAACAACCUCGUCGCGGGACAAGUCGGCAAAGGCGGGCUCUUCCAACCCGUCGGCGACAUGGUGAGCAAGGAGGGCGUCAACCGCGCCGAGCGAGGCGGCAAGGAUACCGAUGGGAGCUACGGCGGGCAGGCGGCUGCGGCGGUGGAUCCUGUGGCCAAGAAUGCGCAGAGUGCGGGCAGUUCGAUUUGGUCCGGCGCGCAGAGUGCUGGCGGGUAUGUUGGGGGGAUGUUUGGUGGGGGGAGUAAGGAGGGGGAGCAGAAGAAGUAG
Molecule: messenger RNA, 588 nt
Organism: Zasmidium cellare ATCC 36951
Lineage: Eukaryota; Fungi; Ascomycota; Dothideomycetes; Mycosphaerellales; Mycosphaerellaceae
Exons: 2
Coding region: 1-588 (195 amino acids)
Source: RefSeq, a predicted model, not a curated record